UUCUAUAUCACUCAUCAACUAUCACUGUAUCAUGUAGAAAUCUAGAUCUAGAAUUAGAAUUCUAGAUCUAUCACUUGGAGUCUCUAGUCACUAAACUAAACCGAUAGAUAUUAUAAUUUAUAGAUAAUUAUAUAAAUAUAGAUCUAAUACUAGAUCUAGUUACUAGAGAUCUAAUAAUAACUACUAUAGAGAUCUAGAUCUAGUCAUCCACUCAUUCAUAGUGAUACACAUUCAUAUUGAUAGACGGUUAAUUUAAUUAUUUUAAUGAGUUGAUAGACCUUAUACUUGACUGAUAGCUGCAGUGAUAGCAGGAUAGAGAGUUCGAUAGAGACUAGAGUUUUAAAAUAAGUGAAUGAAGUCUCACAUACUACAAGAUGUUGAAAGGAAACAAACUAGUUUAUUCAUUAACUUCAGUUAUAGUUCCAUCUCUUCUCUUGGCAUUGUGGCUGUUCCAGUUGUACAGAUGCAGAGGAAUCCUAAGACUGAGAAACUCAUAUUUGUUGGAAACCCUACCUGAAACCUCAGAGUGGAUAUGGGAUGUCCUCAGUGGCUAUCAAAAUAUAGUGGAACAACAAACUAUAAAUAACUCAAGCUAUGACGCUACUGCUUUAGCACAGCAUGAUUACCAUAAUUCCGCUUUACUACCUGGAAUACCAUCCUUAACUGUUCACUACUUAUGGUGUGUAGACAGCCAUUUUGAAAUCAGCCACUAUAUAUCUGUAUUAAGUGUAAUACAUCAGUUAAGGCCUGAUAAAAUUGUCAUUCAUUAUCGCAUGAAGCCACGAUCCGACCCACAAGGCUAUUGGAGAUGGCUGGAAGAUCUCCAAAGAAAUGUAGCAAUGUUAAGUCUAAGACCUCUUAAAAAUUCAAGGCACUGUAGCCAUGAUCUCUCUGCAGGAGUUAUCAAAGAUGAUUUUGAUUUUGUAGACCCUUACGGAGUGUUCAUUCUAGGUGACAUAGCAGUAACUAACUUAACCCGUUUAGAUGUUAUUGAGAUAGUAACCUUAUCUUUUCAAGAGACUACAACUUCUCAUAUCAACGGCAAACCAUCAUUAAGUGAAGAACAACUAAGCAUGAGCCAGGUGUUUCUUGUAGCGGAUACAGACCCUUACCAUGUGAGCCAGGGGCCUGGUAGAAGAGUCAUCACUUGUCCCGCAACUACUCACAUCAAUUCAUAUAAAGCAAGUAGCGUCCACUGUUUAAGUAUGAAUUCAUUUAUAAAUCCGGAGUUUUUAUUUAAACAGGACACAGUGUUUCAUCGUUUCUCAAGAUUAAUGAUGUAUGGAUCUCCUAGCCCAAUAAACAUUCAGACUAGCAACACAGCACAAAUACCCAAUAUAGUACAUAUUAUUUUAAUGAAUGGAAAAGGUGAUAUCUCACCUCUAUUAUACGCUAGUAUUAAAAGUGCUUAUGUUGUAGGAAAAGCAGAUCUAGUGUUAGUGCACGGAUCUGUACCGCCAAGUGGUGACUUAUGGGAAAAACUUCAUUCGCAUGAUGAGCUAAACGUUCAUUACAUUCCAGCCUCUUUUGAGCAGUAUAGUUCUAAACAUGCAGCAAUGAUUUAUGGUCUGUAUGCACUACUUCAGUAUGGUGGCAUUAUGCAUUUUGGUGAUGUUAUUUUUAUUAGUCCCAUUCCUGCUCAUGUUAGACAGUACCCUGCAAUUGCAACUCUGCAUUACAGCCAGUAUAGGCUGCGUCAUCGGUCAACCAACACAGCCAUUCUGGCCGCUGCCAAAGGCUCUGACUUUGUUGAAUCUAUGUUAGGAAUGUUAAAACAUGGAGAAGGCACCUGGCCAGAUCUAAGAGCAGAUGAUGUAGCCACUCAUGUUGGGGAGAUGAAACCACAGUCUCUUCUGCUUGAUUCUAAAUUAACAGCUCAUCAGAACUGUGAAGGUCAGGUGUGUCUAGUAGCUGGCGGUCAUGAACAUCCCAAGCAUUCAUACACAACUCGGUUAAUAUGGAAGGGAGUUCAGCCAGAUACAUUAACAAAACUAAAAAGUGUUCAGGGACCUACCAGAGGUGAACUGAACAGUAUUAUUGACAAUCCUCAUAUAAUGCCAGUAAAAAAUUAUGUCAGCAGAAAAAGACUUGUACAUAAAGAUGGAAGUUAGUAAAAACUGUACAAGUUUUAUUUUUAAUCUGGAUUUUUGUAGUGCUGCUUUUUAUCCAAGUUUAAGUAAAGAAUAUGAAAAUUUUUAAUGAAAAUGUGUUGAUACAUUAGAAUUGGUUGAACACUGCGAUCCUUGAGUGUACAUAUUUUGUUAUGUAACUAUUGUGAACAGUGUCUAACUGCACUUUAUCAUUUUGUUUGUUAAAUUCAUUGUAUUCACAUUUUAUUUAUCUGUGAUAAACGGAUUUUUUUAAAUAACUGAGAAAGUCACUCAGUGCAUUAUCAGGAAGUAGUAAAAGCCUGAUGAUAAAAUCUACUGGGGGAAAGAACAUUAUUUGAUUCAUCUUUAAUAAAUUUAUACCCACAUUGAUUGAAGAGUGAUUUUGUUUGCUUCUUAAUCAAUGCUUGUUUAUUUUUACAGUUGUAGGAAUAAAAUUAAACUAAUCAAAAUUUAAUAUUACAGAGCUUAGAGUGUUUAUUUUGAUAUAUUUUUUGUGUGUAACUGACUUGUAAUUUUAAUGUUACUCCAGCAUUUACAGUUAAUUCAGUGUUAUAUAUACAUUUAUCAAUGCUUAUAAAAUUAUAUUAAGUUAAGACAUACAGUUGGUUGUUUUUUAUACAUGUCACUAUGAUACAAUGAUGAGAGAUACAAAAAAAUAAAACAGAAAAACAUUCCUUUUUUUUUAAUUAAACAUA
Messenger RNA from Physella acuta, 2806 nucleotides. RefSeq lists its product as uncharacterized. The record is from RefSeq and is a predicted model, not a curated record. NCBI's taxonomy places the organism in Eukaryota, Metazoa, Mollusca, Gastropoda, Physidae.